Messenger RNA from Mus musculus (house mouse), 6486 nucleotides. It is a transcript of the gene Foxn2, whose product is annotated as forkhead box N2. Lineage: Eukaryota; Metazoa; Chordata; Mammalia; Rodentia; Muridae. The record is from RefSeq and is a predicted model, not a curated record. Gene Ontology annotation, biological process: regulation of DNA-templated transcription. Gene Ontology annotation, molecular function: sequence-specific DNA binding; DNA-binding transcription factor activity; sequence-specific double-stranded DNA binding. Gene Ontology annotation, cellular component: nucleoplasm; nucleus. The transcript is spliced from 6 exons. The coding region runs from base 1590 to 2879 and encodes 429 amino acids.
GAUCAUACGAAUAAUGUUGUUUGUGGAAUGAGGGAAUCAAAUAUUUCUGGCUUUGUUCUUGUACAUCGGGGUGCCUACAAUUCCUCUGCAUCUCUGCCAUAUUCACAGCUCAUCUACUUUACUGCGAGCAGAUAGCCUGCUUCAGUCAUUUUAUAUGCAAAGACAUUGAAUAGUCAACAUCCCCUCAUCAGGAACCAAAUGAAGCUUUGUUGAGCAAGCAGACGGGCAAUGUCUCCGUUUUAGAGACCCUUUCUCUUAAUCCAUUUAUAUCUGUGUGAAACAGGUAUCAGUAGCAUGGUUUUUAAAGAACUGGGUAUAGAAAUUGAAAGGUUUAAUUUCCAGGUUCAUAAUGAUAACAGUAAACUCAAACUAUAGUUUUCUUUUAGAAAUUCAAUGGAAUAGUCCUCUCUCUCUCUCUCUCCCUAUGUAGAUGGCCUUAAACAUUUGAGUCUCCUAUGUCCUCCUUCCAAGUUCCAGGAUUACAGGAAUGAGGCACUAUACCCUGCUUUCCUUUUGAGACAGACUUCUUUUUUUUUUUUUUUUUUUUUUUUUUUCUGAGGCAGGGUUUCUCUGUGUAGCCCUGGCUGUCCUGGAACUCACUCUGUAGACCAGGCUGGCCUCGAACUCAGAAAUCCGCCUGCCUCUGCCUCCCGAGUGCUGGGAUGAAAGGCGCGCGCCACCACCGCGCAGCUGAGACAGAAACUUCUUAUGAAGGCCAGGGUGACCUCUAAAUCUUGGCACUCCUCCAGCCUCACCCUACCCAGUACUGAUACAUAAACCUUCACUGCCAAGGGCAGUUUGAUAGGCUACUUCUAGGCUUCAGUUUCCUUCUAUGUAAAGGGAAUUCCUGAAAUUGUAGAGUUGGCAGAUUCACUAAAACAUGAAGCAACCAGAAAGUAUACCCCGAAGGGAAUGUCCUUAACAUUAAAAAUUAUUCUACAUUUGUCUGCAAUUCAGAAUUAACUGGCCACUCCCGUUUUAUCUAGCAGCACUGUACCCGCAAUACAGUGUAGGCAAUACGUGUACAAUGCAUAUUAAGUCCUUAUUACUGUACACAGCAAUUAGUGAGAGCUCUGUACAUUUUUGUUGUUGCUGUGUUGCCUUUUAUUACUGGUUUUUAAUUUGGGAGACAGAGUCUCAGAAAAUCUUUAGUAAAAUUUGGAUCUGAUUCCAAAGCCCCAUUUCCCCUCUAAAAUCUGCUCUGCAUAGAGUUUCCACGGCACUUCAGUCAGAAGAAGGUAGCGUUGUUCUCAAGAAAGCUUCCCGGUCCCCACACUUUCAAAGCCAAGGGGCUGUUCGGGCCGUCGCGGCAGCCCCAGCACACGCGUCGCGGGCGGACACUCGCGCGUCCCGCGCCAGCUCGUCCACUCAGCAGCCGCGCCGCGCCUCGGUCGCCCUCCCAUAGGUCCUUCCGGGCGACAGGCGAGGGCUUUUCAUUUUCCCGCCUGCACGCCCAGCUCCGUAAACCUCAGCGUCCCCUCGCUUUGCCUUCCGAGCCCGCUCCACCCUUCCGGACGCCACCUUCCCCCCCACCCGCCUGCAGGACGACAGCUCGGAGGGGCGGCCGCCGCCCUGAAAUAUACGAGUAAAUGGGUCCAGUAAUUGGAAUGACUCCAGAUAAGAGAGCUGAGACCCCGGGAGCUGAGAAGGUUGCAGGACUGAGUCAGAUUUACAAAAUGGGAAGUUUGCCUGAAGCUGGGGAUGCUGCCAGGCCAAAGGCCACUCUUGUGGGCAGUGAGUCAGCAGAUGACGAGCUAACAAACUUGAACUGGCUUCAUGAGAGCAGUAACCUUCUAACAAACCUCAGACUUGGAAGUGAAGGCCUUCCCAUGGUCAGUCCGCUGUAUGACAUAGAGGGAGAUGAGAUGCCAUCCUUUGGACCAUCGUGCUACCAGAACCCAGAAAAAAAAUCAGCAACUUCAAAGCCCCCGUACUCCUUUAGUCUUCUCAUUUAUAUGGCUAUUGAACACUCGCCAAAUAAAUGUUUGCCUGUCAAAGAAAUUUACAGCUGGAUUCUGGAUCGCUUCCCAUACUUUGCCACUGCACCUACAGGCUGGAAGAAUUCUGUUCGGCAUAAUCUAUCCCUGAAUAAAUGUUUUCAGAAAGUGGAAAGAAGUCAUGGCAAGGUUAAUGGAAAAGGCUCCUUGUGGUGCGUUGAUCCAGAAUAUAAGCCCAAUCUUAUGCAGGCCUUAAAGAAGCAGCCUUUUUCUUCUCCACAAAGUGCUGCUUUAUCACCUCACUGCUUAAGCUCUGCUCUCAAGCAAAGCCAAGUGCAAACUCUCCAAGAAUCUGACAUUGAUGCAGCCACUGCAAUGAUACUUUUAAAUACUUCAAUAGAACAAGAGAUUUUAGAAUGUGAGAAGCCACUGCCUCUUAAAACAUCACUGCAGAAGAAGAGGAGUUACGGCAGCGCGUUCAGUGCCCCCGGUGCUGUGCGACUGCAGGAGAGCCCGUCUCCAACCGCCGGCAUCGACCCAAAAGCCGACCAUAACUACAGUGCCAACAGCGUGGCGGCCCAGCGCUGCGCAUCCAGGGCGAGCAUGUCUUCUCUGUCCUCUGUGGAUGAGGUGUAUGAAUUCAUCCCAAAGAGCAGCCACGGCGGGAGCGACGGUAGCGAAGGCUUCCACAGCGACGAGGAGACGGAUGCGGAGGACGAGGAGGAUCCUCUGGGAGACAGUGGCUACGCACCGCAAGCUCGUGGACACAGUACUCUGAAAGGGCAGCCAGGCAAAAAGAUCCCAAAACAGUCCUGUCAAGAGAUUGAUGAGGAGCUCAAAGAGGCAGCCGGGUCGCUGCUCCACCUUGCUGGAAUCCGCACCUGCCUUGGUUCCCUGAUAAGUACUGCGAAGGCACAGAGUCAGAAGCACCGGGAAAAGUAGACAUGCGCAGAGUGUGAAGUUACUCUAAAGUUACUCUAAAGUUACUCUUCUACUCAACUUUUACAGGGAUGUCAGAGCCAUAGCGGACGGACGGACGGACGGACCUCUUCAGCUGAGGGUGGGGGAGGGGGCCACUUGUUUCUUUCUAAGUCUGUUUUGGUUGCUUUUCUUUUUUUUUGUUUAAUUAAUCAGUUGCUCUUAGGAUCAUGCCUAAUUGUAAAUCUGACAUAAAUGGCCCCACAAUUUAAUUUCUGUGAAUAAGUGUCUCCCAGAUUUGGAAAAUUUUGUAUAGGAGAAUUCUCAGCCUCUGUCUUAAACUUACAGGAAAAAAAGUCCCUUUUUUUAAUCGGUAAAAAAUUGGUAACUCGGACUUUUCAUUUUUCUUCCCAUUCUGCUAUUAACUAGUUACUGGCAUCUUUCUCACAUGCUUCUCUCCUGACACACUGCAGAAGGGUGGAAUGGGGAUCUUUUGUCUUUGUUUUCAGGUUACUCUUUGUUACAGCAUGAGCAUAGCCUUUUGAAUUGGAAAGAUCCUAGAUGCCUAGAAGGUUCUCUGGUUUGUAGAGAAUAUAACUGCUCUAAGGAUUAGGAAAGGCCAUUUGGGGAUGUGGCCAUCUUAAGACUAAUUCCUCCUGCAAUAGUUAUCUUUGAAAUGUUUUUACCUCGCAGUUAAUGCAUAGCUUCACUGGGGCCUUUACCUUUUCCCAGAAUACUCUGCAAGUGUUUAAGUUUUAGCUGCUAGCUGUCUUAGUUAAGUAAGAAUUGUCUGAUGAGAGGAUACAGCCAGAGCGUGUCAUGGAAUGACAGUCAUCGUGACACACUUGUACCGAAAGAGAUCCUUGCAUUUGUUUUCUCAGCGUACUGUAAUGAAGAUGUGUUAUGACAUCAUAAGUAAAGGAAAGUCAUCGAGGGCAAGACUCUCCAAACUUUGUAUAAUUGAAAUUAAAUGUGUAAUGAAUUAGAUUUAAAACAUUAUUAAAUGUUCCCAUUAAGGAAAAUACAGAGAUAAAUAUCUUCAGGGAUUUCAAAAUAUAUGUAAAAAUUGGAUCUUACACAAAACUCUUUGAGAAGGCAAUGUAAUACCUGUAUGUGCCAUUAAUCCACGCUAAAAGAUUUUUUUAUACUACUAUUUCAAAAGUGCAUUGGCUAAGAUAUUUUAAGUAUUUGAAUGGAACUGCUUAUAUAAGUCAGUUUUCAUAUCACUUACAGUUUGAUUAUAGUAUUUAGAGCAGGGAUACUAAUACUAUAACUCACAUAUAUAUUUUUUUACAGUGGUGAGAGAAACUUUGGGAAAGUUUAGUCUUAUUUCAUGAUACGUCCUGUAUUCUAGACAGCAACCUUUGAAUUUUUCUCAUUUAUAUGGAUAUAUAUACACUUGCUAUAUGCAACAUACAUAGGCUCAGGUUAGUUUCCUGCUUUCAAAUGUUUUUAUGACUAUGGACUUUUUUAAAGAGACAAAUGUUUUUAUUUUUACUUCUAAUUUCUUUCUGGGCAAUACUGUCAAAUGAGAAGAAAAACAGAAGCCCUGUUUCUUAAUUGACACCACUUAAGCUAUAACAGUAUUGAUAUACUCCCGUUUCCAUGUUAGUUGUAAUUAAAUCUGGAUAGCCGACUUAAUGGAAUUGGUGCUACUAAAAUAUAGACAUUUUUCUUUUAUUGAUAAUGCAGGAUGAAGAAUUUGGAAUUUUUCUAAUUCAUAAAUGUCAUCUUUCUAGAAAACAGUUAAAUGAAGUUAGUUUUUACUGCAGUGAAUAAAACACCAAGCAGAAGUGUGAAGUGUGGUCUUAUCGUGGUACAAGUCUUAAAGAGAUGGUAGAGUUCAGUGGAUAGCAGGGAAUUGUGAAGCAGGUCACCACGCCCUUCUGGGUGGACCUGUCACAGGGUCACCACAUUCCGUGCUUCACCAGCAGUAUGUCUCUCAAGGCCCUGUGCAGCGGGCAUGUUGUUCUGCAAAUGGAGGAAAAUGGUCUGAAGUAGGAGGAAAGAGUUGUUCUCAGCUCCAAGAGAAAGACCUCUCCAGAAUUCGUGUUUAGGCAGUAACUUAAAUUCCUUUCCCUCCUCCUUCAAAUGGCCUCUUACUUAAAGCAACAGCCAUUAGCAAGGAUGAUGCAUGCCCGUGCACUCAAGACUAAUAAGCAGUGUUCUCUAACACCUUGCACUUGGCUCUCUUACAAGGAUUCGAUUUCUCACUUUUCAUUUGCUGCUGUGUCUAAGCAUCCUCCUUCAAGGGGAGAGAGAGCCUUUGAGAUCUGGUCCCUUGUGAUGUUCUUAGAGACAGAUUAUGCUCCUGUUUGGUGUGCUCAGAUUGAAGCCUGGCUUGGAACCAUCCAGGCGACGAAUUGUAUGGGCUAGAAAUUCCCAAUAGAUAACAAGCUUUGUGUAUGAAGUAAACACGGCUUAGAAAUCCAGGGACAGCCCAGGUCUCAGUGAUUUAAAGCUGGUGUUGGCUAAGGUAUACUCUGCCUUACACCGAAACAAGAAUUUGGUUGGAACGAAUUCCAUUUCUAAGGGAUGCCUAAAAGAAGUUGUGUCCUACUUAGCACUGUUAGCUUCAUUUUCCACUUUGCCAAGAGAAUCAGUGUUUCUUGAGUAUGACUUUGAAAUUUGUGCAAUAUAUUACUAAAAUAGUUGAUUUUUUUUUUUUUUUUUUUUUGCUUUCAAAUUUAGAACGAAACAUUGCCUAGAUCAGUAGAAAAGCAAGGGGUGUGUCACCCCCUUUCCUUGGAGCCUUUUCUGCUCUCAUAGCCAGCUCUACUUCUCUUGACUGGGAUUCCUUUGUACAUUGUAAAGUUGAGCAUAUGUUCUCAGUGCUUUCUGAGGCAUUAUGUAAAGGGUUCAUACUAGAUGGUCAGUUAGAUACAUGUUAGCAUUAGCGUAGUUCAAAGCUGGAGCAGGCGUUGAGGGAAUGCUUGUGUCUUGUAGACUGGAGGCCUUUUCAGUAGCUUAGGCUGUUGUCCCAGAUGGACAGCAGCUUAAUGCCUUUUGAAAACUAUAUAAAGCGACUUUUGAGGCUUUCAGGUUUACAUGUAUGUCGUAGGUAUUUUUUUUUAAUUUUGAAAUGUUUAAGUUUUAAUUAAAGUUUACUCCAGUAUGUUAAUGAUGUAGUCAAAUAUUUAUUGAAAGGCAAAAUAGAAUAUUUUAAUGUUAUCCCUGCCAUUUUUCAAGAAUAUUCUUUGCAUCUAACUGCCAGUGCCAUUGUCAAACUUGUUUUCAAAAUUGUUGUACUUUUUUAUUAAACAGAGUGCUUAAUUUUAAAGUAUUAUGUUGCCAUCAUAUAGUGUAUAAAAUGUAAAAUUGCCAAUUCAUUGUACCUAUUAUUUAUUUUUAAACUAAAGUAUAAGAAUACCUUUUGAUUGAAGAAAUUUGUUAUUAAAUUGUUUUUUUUCUGAUGUAGCAUAAAAUCUUCUGAGUUUAACUGCCAAUAGAUGACCAGCCACAAGUGAACCACUUCUCAGUUGCCAGCCUUGCUUAUAGCAGAAGCAACUUACAAACAUUUAGUUUUUGUAUCUAAUCUCUGACUAUUAAAAUGUUUAUAAAGUUUAUUUUUACCAAAGAGAUGCAAUUCAUUAUGAUAAAGUUGCAGAAUAAAUGUCGUUUUAUAACACUU